UAGCAAAAGCGGACUGAAAGCGAUGUCACAGUAAAAUUCUUAUUGGUUCCUGUGUUGCUUUGAUCACCCUGUCCAAGUUCGCACAUCGACCAGUCGCAAAGUGGAAGUACAAGCAAUACGUGGAAGUACGUGGAUUCCGCAGGCUAAAGGCGCGGUCAACACACUGGCGACGAUCACUGGGUUUACACCGCGCCAAACAUGGGAAGCAAUUUUUCAAAGGACGGCUGUUUUCAGUAUCCAAUCAUGGAUAAGCGGAAAUUGGACACUCUGAGGAACUAUUUAUGUAACUACAACCCUCCUGAGGGCUGUGGAGGCUGUAUAAACAUCCUGCUCUUCGGCUUGGAGGCGGGUGGGAAAUCAUCGACCAUCAACACAUUCCUCUCGGCUCUGGAUCCACAAGGAGCGACCAUAACCUGUGUCCCGACAGGAAACAAUCCCGGGUCUCUCACACCAGAGCUCAGGUGCUACAGAGCAGGGAGUUUAAAGUUUUGGGAUUCAGCUGGAUGGAAUGCUCUGGGAAACACAGAUCAGACAAAGAGAGUGUUACAGAUGAUCCUGGAAGGGAGAGUACCCAAAAAAACAAACUUACACCGUUUCAAUCCUGACUCGGAUUUUGCCAACUAUCCUGUUAUGCCAGAAAAUGUAAUUCAUGGAGUCGCAUUCAUUUUUGACAUGAACACUAUAGACUGCAUCAGUGAGGAACAAAUGAAUGCAUUUAAGGAGUUACAGACGAUUGUUGCACAGAAAUAUACUUACAGGGUUGUGAUUGGGACCAAGUUUGAAGUACUAGGGAUACAAGAGAAUGACCAUAAGAGUAUUUAUGAAUACAAGCCACUGCAGGAUAAGUUUACAAAGUUGUCAGAAUUGACUGGGAUGGAGAAGCGUUCCAUGUUUGUGGUUUCAAAUCAAUGGAGAGGUGAUCAGAUCGAGAUGAUCAAAUGCAUCCUUGCUCUGUACAUUCUGGAGAAUAUGAUCAGAAACAUUGACAAGUUUCUCAAAGUGACUAAGUAAUGGCUACACCUGACCUUGUACAAAACUGUUGAACUGAUCCUGUUUCAGGAGCACAGUCAAUGUUUUAGCCUGAUAUAGAAGCUCACAUCUGUAAAUCAGCCGUAUGAAGGAGACUGAAAGCUGAGGAUUUUUCAAUUAUAGAGAUAGAAAGUUUCAAAACGUCACACAAAUUCCCUGACUCCAAAAUGAAGACAGUUUGAAAUCGGGUUUACUGUCAUUGAUUAAUAUGACCUGAAAUUUAUUGUUUUGCAGUAACAGUGCAAUGCAAAGACAUAAGAGUUACGAUAAAUUAUAGAGUACUACAACUCAGAAACAGGCCCUUCUGCCCAUCUAGUCUGUGCUGAAUGGUUAUUUGCUGACCCAGUUUACCACAUUAUGAAUGAAAUUGUUCAUAUACUGUAGAUGAAAAACAGCAAUGAACACUACACUGAUCCCUACGGUACACCACCAGUCAGAAACCUCCUGUGAGGGAAGCAACUAUCUACUACAGAUCUCUCUCUUCUCCUGAUAAACCAAUGCUGUGUAAAGGGGGGUAUCUUUUUUUCCUUUGUUUUGCAUAUGUUAAUCAAAUGCCUUCUUUGUUUUGUUAAAAGUAGGAAUGCUUCUUUGUUGCAAGAGAGUGCUGGAAGCUUGUUUAGGUUAAAAUUUACUGAUAAUGAGAAUUGUAUUCCUUUGUAAACCAAUUGGGAUUAAUAUUGUUCUUUCUUCUGAGUCUGUAAGCUAUUGUUGGUGGGCUUUUGGGGAGAUCGGCGCGAGGGGAUGAGAGAGAGAGGACGUGAUGCUGUGAACUGAGAGGGGAACGGACCCCAAGGGGGGGUCCAAGGCCAGGAGGUACCCCGAGGAGAGGAGACGAAGAUAGAUAUGCUUGGUUGACCACUUCGGGUGGUCCUGAGCUGUGAGUCGAGGAGUUCAGAAGGGAUUGAAUGGUGGCCAGAAGACUUCAGUAAUUGAGCUCCAAUGGUUGUGCAUGAAGUGGUUUGGACUUAUCAAAGUUUGGCGCCUUUGCUUUAUUUUCUUUUCCUUCAUGUAUACUGUAUUGUUAUUAAUUACUUAGUUAUAGUAAUCUUUAUAAACUGUAAUCAUUUAGUCGCA
Messenger RNA from Hypanus sabinus (Atlantic stingray), 2103 nucleotides. RefSeq lists its product as uncharacterized. Lineage: Eukaryota; Metazoa; Chordata; Chondrichthyes; Myliobatiformes; Dasyatidae. The transcript has 7 exons. Bases 199 to 1011 code for a protein of 270 amino acids. The record is from RefSeq and is a predicted model, not a curated record.